Anas platyrhynchos (mallard) is the source of this 8370-nucleotide messenger RNA. It is a transcript of the gene SLC4A7, whose product is annotated as solute carrier family 4 member 7. The record is from RefSeq and is a predicted model, not a curated record. Gene Ontology annotation, cellular component: apical plasma membrane; basolateral plasma membrane; plasma membrane. Lineage: Eukaryota; Metazoa; Chordata; Aves; Anseriformes; Anatidae. Gene Ontology annotation, biological process: transmembrane transport; bicarbonate transport; regulation of intracellular pH. Gene Ontology annotation, molecular function: solute:inorganic anion antiporter activity; monoatomic anion transmembrane transporter activity; sodium:bicarbonate symporter activity.
UUCCAUUUCGCUGUGCUAACAAAGUCUUGGAGCAGUGCAACCGCCUAACCUUGGAGCUGUCCUCAGCUGCCGUUGAUGCAGAAAAAGCGAAGUCUGGAGCCGCGCGUGAGCUCCUUUUUUGGCCUUCUCCAGGCGGGAGUGGAAGGCGGCCGCGCUCGGCGGCCCGGGGGAUGAGAGGCUGGCGAGGUGGCCAUUGGCUGCGGGGCUGGGGAGCUGCUUCCUCGGCUCCUCCCGGCCUCUCCCGCAAGGACAGUCGCCGGUUCACGCCUUAGCAUGGAAGAAGGAGCUCAUCCGGGGAGGAAAAUGCAGCCGGGUCAUGAUGAAGAAGCUGUUGUGGAUAUGGGCAAAAUCAGCUCUACUAUCAAUACAAACUUUGAGAAAGAAGAACUAGAGAGCCACAGAGCUGUGUAUAUUGGAGUUCACGUCCCCUUUGGAAAGCAGGGCCGUCGACGGCAUAGACAUCGUGGGCACAGGCAUCACAGAAGAAAAAAAGAAAAAGAAACUGAUAGAGAGGAUGGCCGAGAAUCUCCAUCAUAUGACACGCCGUCCCAACGAGUGCAAUUUAUCCUGGGUACUGAAGAUGAUGAUGAACACAUUCCCCAUGAUCUCUUCACUGAAAUGGAUGAACUUUGCUUCAGGGAUGGAGAGGAAUAUGAAUGGAAAGAAACUGCUCGGUGGCUAAAAUUUGAAGAGGAUGUUGAAGAUGGAGGUGAUCGAUGGAGCAAACCUUACGUAGCAACUCUGUCUCUACACAGUCUCUUUGAACUACGAAGCUGUAUUCUUAAUGGGACGGUCAUGUUGGACAUGAGAGCAAACACACUAGAUGAGAUAGCAGAUAUGGUUUUGGACAACAUGAUUGCUUCUGGCCAGCUGGAUGAAUCCAUAAGGGAGAACGUGAGAGAGGCUCUUCUAAAAAGGCACCAUCAUCAGAACGAGAAAAAAUUCAGCAAUCGGAUUCCCCUGGUUCGGUCUUUUGCAGAUAUAGGCAAGAAACAUUCUGACCCUCACUUGCUUGAACGAAAUGGGGAAGGCCUUUCAGCCUCCCGCCACUCUUUGCGAACAGGUCUCUCUGCCUCAAAUAUUUCCCUGAGAGGAGAAAACCGUUUGUCUGUUCUUCUCAAUUACCUUCUUCCUUCUUCAAGAGCUGGAACUCCGGCAACCUCAAGGUGUACAACCCCUGUCACUACCCCUCAAAACACACCACCCUCCAGUCCUACCUGCAGCCACCCGCCAACCACAAGUGCCCAGCCAAGUUCACUUCAGGGCAAGGAAUUGCUGGUGUCCUCUGCCAGUGAUGAUAUUCCUUCAGUAAUUAUCCAUCCACCUGAGGAGGACUUAGAAGUUCAGGACAGCCAGGAAAAGAAGACAGAGGAAAAUAUUGGCAAAACACCAGGGUUAUUAGCAUCUCCACAAUCAGCACCUGGAAAUUUAGACAAUGGGAAGAGUGGAGAUGUUAAAGGUACUGGGACAGGUGGAAGCAGAGAAAACAGCACCGUUGAUUUUAGUAAGGUUGACAUGAACUUCAUGAGGAAAAUUCCUUCAGGAGCAGAAGCAUCAAACGUGUUAGUGGGAGAAGUAGAUUUUUUAGAAAGACCUAUUAUUGCUUUUGUGAGGCUCUCCCCUGCUGUGCUUCUCUCAGGUCUCACAGAGGUUCCUGUUCCUACACGAUUUUUGUUUUUGUUGCUGGGACCAGCAGGCAAAGCUCCACAGUACCAUGAAAUUGGAAGAUCAAUAGCAACACUGAUGACAGAUGAUGUUUUCCAUGAUGUUGCCUAUAAAGCAAAAGACCGAAAUGAUUUAUUAUCAGGAAUUGAUGAAUUUUUAGACCAAGUGACAGUCCUACCUCCAGGAGAAUGGGAUCCAUCUAUACGAAUUGAGCCACCAAAAAGUGUUCCUUCCCAGGAGAAAAGAAAGAUACCUAAGUUUCCCAAUGGAUCUACUCCUACAGGAGAGACUCUUAAAGAAGAAGGCCAUCAUGCUGGACCCGAACUUGAGAGAACUGGAAGGCUUUUUGGUGGUUUGAUACUUGACAUCAAAAGGAAAGCACCUUUUUUCUUGAGUGACUUCAAGGAUGCAUUAAGCCUGCAGUGCCUGGCCUCGAUUCUUUUCCUAUACUGUGCCUGUAUGUCUCCUGUAAUCACUUUUGGAGGGCUCCUGGGAGAAGCUACACAAGGCAGAAUAAGUGCAAUAGAAUCUCUCUUUGGAGCCUCGUUAACUGGGAUUGCCUAUUCUCUCUUUGCUGGGCAACCUCUUACUAUUUUGGGGAGCACCGGACCAGUUCUAGUAUUUGAAAAAAUAUUAUUUAAAUUUUGCAGGGAUUAUGAGCUUUCCUACCUCUCCCUACGAACUAGCAUUGGUCUGUGGACUGCAUUUUUAUGCAUAGUGCUUGUAGCAACAGAUGCCAGCAGCCUUGUCUGUUACAUCACUCGAUUUACAGAGGAAGCUUUUGCAGCGCUUAUAUGCAUCAUAUUUAUUUAUGAGGCAUUGGAAAAGCUUUUUCAUUUGGGAGAAAUAUAUGCCUUCAAUAUGCACAAUAAUUUGGAUAAACUGACUUUAUAUUCAUGUGUGUGCUCUGAGCCUCAGAACCCUAGCAACGAAACCUUGCGGGUCUGGGGGAAAAUGAAUAAGUCUGUGGAAACUAUUGUAUGGAGUAACCUUACAGUAUCUGAAUGUUUAGAAUUUCAUGGUGUGUUUCGUGGAUCAGCUUGUGGCCAUCAUGGACCAUAUAUUCCAGAUGUUCUCUUUUGGUCUGUCAUAUUAUUCUUUACAACGUUUUUCCUCUCCUCUUUCCUUAAGCAAUUCAAGACCAAACGCUAUUUCCCAACUAAGGUGCGUUCUACCAUCAGUGACUUUGCAGUAUUUCUGACCAUUGUAAUCAUGGUUUUGAUUGACUAUCUUGUAGGAGUACCUUCUCCUAAGCUUCAUGUUCCAGAGAAAUUUGAACCCACGAGAAAAGACCGAGGAUGGUUCAUAGAUCCUCUUGGAGGCAAUCCUUGGUGGACGUUGCUGAUAGCUGCGGUUCCUGCCUUACUCUGUACGAUUCUCAUUUUCAUGGAUCAACAAAUAACAGCUGUUAUUAUAAACAGAAAAGAGCAUAAACUGAAGAAAGGCUGUGGUUAUCAUCUUGAUCUGUUCAUGGUUGGUGUUAUGUUGGGUGUAUGUUCUAUCAUGGGUUUACCAUGGUUUGUCGCAGCAACUGUCCUGUCCAUAAGUCAUGUUAACAGCCUGAAAGUUGAAUCUGAGUGCUCUGCACCGGGAGAGCAACCAAAGUUUUUGGGAAUCCGGGAGCAGCGAGUGACAGGAUUGAUGAUUUUUGUCCUCAUGGGUCUUUCAGUGUUCAUGACCUCUGUGUUAAAGUUUAUUCCAAUGCCAGUUUUGUAUGGUGUCUUUCUCUACAUGGGAGUUUCUUCAUUAAAAGGCAUUCAGUUUUUUGACCGUAUAAAACUGUUUGGAAUGCCUGCCAAACAUCAACCUGACCUGAUAUAUCUACGUUAUGUACCACUCUGGAAGGUCCAUAUCUUUACAGUUAUUCAGCUCACUUGUCUUGUUCUGUUGUGGGUGAUUAAAGCCUCUGCAGCUGCUGUUGUUUUCCCUAUGAUGGUUCUAGCAUUAGUGUUCAUUCGCAAGCUCAUGGAUUUAUGUUUCACCAAAAGAGAGCUUAGCUGGCUUGAUGAUCUUAUGCCAGAAAGUAAAAAGAAGAAAGAAGACGACAAAAAGAAAAAAGAGAAGGCAGAAGCAGAGAGAAUGCUUCAGACAGGGGACAAUGAAAGCGUACACCUUCAAUAUGGAGAAGGAAAUGUCUUGAAUUUUCCCGUAAAAACCCUAAAAUACAGCGUUGAUCCCUCAAUUGUAAACAUAUCAGACGAAAUGGCCAAAACUGCACAGUGGAAGGCUCUUUCCAUGAAUUCUGAGAAUGCCAAAGUAACCAGAGCUAACCUGAGCCCUGAGAAGCCGGAAAGUGUGAAAAUAAAUGUAGAAGAUGCACCUGUUGUGAAAUACGUGGAUGCUGAAACAUCUUUAUAGAACUGAACCAAGGGGAAUUAAUUGUGUGUAUUUGUGCGUGUGUAUAUAUCACUGUAGGGUAUUACACCAUUGAAGUGUGAUUUCCAAUUUAAGUAAUAUGUAUUUAAUUCUGCCAUUGUUUAGGGCACUGUAGAUAUGCUUACAUAAGGAGAAGAUUUUCCUACAAGUCAGAUGAGUGGUAAUCACACUUCAGCUAUUUAUUUUAUCGGAAGUUUUAUUUUAAUUUUUAAAUAGGAAGAUUGUAAUGAAUGCAUAUUAUUUUCAAUAAUCAGUAUGUGCAUAAAAGUUAAGUCAGCUUUUGCUGAUGAUUACUGGUCCACAUUGCUUAGAAUUUUGCAAUACCUCUGUUUAUAAUGUGCUACAGAAGUUUGUUUUCUGUGCAGGAAAUUACUGCUUGUUUUUGCAGGGUAUUUUUUUGUGAUUUCAUAGAUCAAUUAUUAAUGUGCUGUUAACAUGAACUACUGUGUUUUAUGUCUCCACUACAUGCUAAUGUUAUUUGGAUUCUGUCACUCAUAUUUUACAGACAUGGCCUAGAGCCCUAAGUCAGGUGGCUAAUCAAUCCUUAAAAUAUAUGUAAAUAUUCUGUUCUGCUACUAUUUUUUAAAAUACACUCUUGAUUUUUCAUUGUCAUUCAGUAGCAGUAUGAGUGCAGUAACUAUAGUUACAAUCCCAAGUCAGUAUUUGCCAUUCUGGAAACUCCAUGUUUACACAAUAUAAAUUGGAUUUACAGAUAGCAAUUUGGUCUAUAGGAAGUCAUACAUACUUGCUACACUAGCACUCUUGAAUUGUUUUCCUGUUUUUACGUUUUCCACUGACUUUGAAAACCUGAUAUACUCAACUGUAAGACUGACAUUUCAGAGUAUUUCUUGUCCUCAUCAAAAUAUUUUUCUUGCUUAAUUCAUUUUAAAAUUCACUGUGUAUUUGAUUAAAUUUGCCAUGGUUUAAUUCUGUGAUAGGUUUAUGAUCAGUAUUAUUUUAUGGAUUACAAAUUGCGUGUGGUAUUUGUUUGUACAGUUCUGAUCUUCUCCAUUGUAAAGGGCAUAUAUGAUAGCACACCAACUUAAUUUUAAACAUUUUAUUUAUUUUAAUUAGUAUAAAAUUUUAUCAUGUUAGAACAAUUGAAAAAAUAAAUAUUCAUUUAUUAAAGUAAAUGGGAUUUUUGGGGGCUCACUGAUAAAAAUGCAGUCAGUGCAUUUUAUUGUACUUAUUUUCAAGGUCUAGUGUUUAGCAUUAUAAUAUCUCAAAUGAGAAUUUUAUGUGUAAAUGAAAAUCUUGAUUGCUUACCUGCUGCAGUGUCCAUUAUUUUUUUUUCUUUUUGCCUUAUGCCUUAGUUUCUUGACUUUAUUUCCUGAAAUGGUCUAUUUUCUGAAGUGAUACCAGCCCUUUCUGAAUGUGUUAAAAUGGCUUUAAUUGAGAUCUGUGUGAAUGUCAAACCGAGACUAUGGCUGCUUGCUUAAUUCUGUUUUUAGCAAAGUUGGGAGUUUUACCAUGGGCUGCAUGGUAAAAUUCUCAACAAAAGCAAAAGGAGAAGAUUUUGGAAGAGGGUGGAGUUCAUCUGAAAACACCAUUUAAGGUGGAAUUCUGGUGCUCUUCAGAGAAUUGACACUUGGACAGAAGAUGAUUGUAUGUUACAAAAUAAACCAAUCAGUGAGAAUAAGUGGAAAUAUUUAAAAACAGCUUUUAAGUUACACGCACUGUUACCUUUUGCUUUACAUAUAAUGUAGUUGUUGUUGUUUUAUGUUCUUUUCCAUUUGGCUGAAUUGAUAAGGCAGUUUACUGAAAAUCAUAACGUACAGCAAUAUGAGUAGUCCUACCCAAACUGUCAUGAUGAAGGCUCAGGUCAGGGAAAAAAAGUGAGGUCUGCAUUACCGAUUUGACUAAUACUGUGUAUGGCCUGUAUUGAUGCUCCUUUUUCCUUAGAUGUAGUAGUGUAGCUUGUGCCUUACCUUGAGUAUGUUUUCUGUCAGAAAAUACCUGUGCUUUCCGUCUAGUCAAACUGAGAUGCAAUAAAAGUAUGGCAGAUGGUUUUCCAAAAAUUUAGCGUUAUGAAAAAGAAAAAAAAAAAAAAAAAAGUAAACCACAGUUGUUGACUGUUAGUUAGUUCCUGGUGAAAGUGGGAAAAUACUAUUUUGAGCAGUUUACAUAGUGUUAUCCACAGUACACUACUCAUGUACAAGUCUUCCUGUUAGUAUUUUACACUUCAUGUUCACAGCCCUACAGUGAUUUCCAAAGACCCCCCAAAAAUUAGUAUAAGCCUCUUAGAUUUUUAACUCUUUAAUGCCAGAAAUCAGGGUUUCCUGGUGCUGCACAUCUUUUAACUGGCUUCUUCUGAAGGGUUAAGUUUGGGCCAAUAUUAAAAGAAGUGGGCUUUUCUCUAGUGGAUUAAUAUUAAUAAUAAUAAAAAAAAGGUCCACAUGUCUAAUCAAAGUAUUUCUUCAUUAAUUGUGUAGACAUUUAAAUCAGUGCCAGAAGUACUAUGACUUGCAAAGCAGUUUACAGUGACCUUUAGUUCCAGUGUUCUUUGUUAGUAGUACGUUAUGCUUGCACUUUUCCCACCCCACACAAAUACAAGAAGACCUGGUAUUAAGUGCAUAAAAAACCCAUUGAUAACUUAUGGUUAAGUAAUUUGCUGCUCAUUUUACACCACUUCUGCUUUAAAAUUGUGCAUAGUAUUAAAGUAAAACAGCUAAUGAUAUAAUUAACAGACCAUAUGUAGAUUUAUGUUUUGCCUUAAUGGGUACAAAAGAACAGUGAUAAAUACUGUGCACUGAUUCUUUCAUAGGGAUUAAGCCCUAUAAAAAUUAAGCCAAUAUAUUUCCAUUCCAACAGUUAAGAAAAUAAACAACCCUGCACUUUUUUUAGAUGCCUUGGUUUCCCGGAAUGGAGCUUAGUGCUACUGUGUAUCUGGCUGCAGAGCCACCUCAGGAAGUCCCUGUUUUUUUUUUUUUUUUUUUUUUCCCUUUUCUUUUUCUAAUUUAUUUAUAAAUAUGAAUGUUUACAUAAAGUGUAGGUCUUAAUUUUGACCACUCCAUUUAAAUUAUCAUCUAAAAUAUUUCAGAGAAAAUGCAGUCUCCUGUUUAAAUUAUGUUCUACAAAACUCUUUAGUACUUUUCAUGUGUAUUACGAUUUCAUUCUGUUUACAUAUGCCCAAGUUCAUUAUAGUUUCUUCCUAGAUUAAUGUUGCAGCUGUAACAGGACAUCUUACAUUGUUAUUUAGUGAAAUGUUCCAAAUUGCCAAGUUUGUCGUCGUAAAGCCUGUUAGGAUAGAAUUUGGUGCCCUAGUGGGAUUUUUCAACCAAAUGUAUUGGCCAUUUUUUCUAUAUGUAAUGAAAGCUCUCCAAUAACUUUUCAUCUACUUCACCUCUAUCUUUGUCUUUAUAUGGUAGCUUCCUAAUUUGUGCCCUUUGCAAAGACAGGUUCAACUUGUUGUAAAAUAUAUCUGUAACAAAUUGGUGUCAUGUCACAGAGCCUGCACCAUUUUAAAGGGUUAUCUUGUACAUACAUUCUGUAAAUCAGAAGAUAAAUGGUUCAUGAUUUUUGGGUCAGAAAUGUAGUCUGUUAGAUGAGCAUCGCUAUGAUUUUAGUUUUCAUUUUGCUGUAUGUGAUUAGUAAUGUUUUAAUUACUCAUCUAGUUCAAAUUCAUUAUCAAGUACAGUACAAACGUGUGAAAUACUUUGUUUAUACCAACAGUAAUUUAUUUUACAGCAGAUUUUAAGACUAGAAGCACACAGCUUUGAGUCAGUGUAAAAGUAGUGCUAUAAAUACAAAGCAAAUUGCUUAGAAUUUUAAGUCAAUUUUAUUUUGUAACUUUUUAGUGAAAACUUAUAGGAACUUCUUAGUUGUCGUUGAAGUUAAUCUAAAGACACUUUCAUAUUGAAUUUAGUAUCUGUUGACGUUUAUUUGGAAUAAUGACUGAGUUUGAAAAUCAGUACUUUUCUAAAUGAUGAUUUAUCAACAAGACACGUGAUUUAUAAUGGGUUUUCUUUCUAUCGUUGCUGAUACUCCUGCGCAACUGGGUCUUCCAUGGUUCAGCAUCUGUAGCUGAACUACGAUUUUGAUCUUAACGCUGAUUAUUUGAAAUGUGAUAACUGUACGGUUCAAAUUUUUAUGACUGUUUUUCUAAUUACAAUGAUGCUUUUUUAAUUUAACAAAAUCCAAAGCCAGUGACAACGUUAUUCCAAAUGUAGAACCGCUCGCUAUUCAGUUCCUGUAGAAAACACGACUCUCAGACUUGUCUUUGAUGUGAAAGAUCCAGCCUUUAUUGUUUUAAUUACUGGUAGAAUAAAAUUAUCUUUUGUAAUGUUUCGGACAGUUGGUAAAAGCAAUAAAAAUCAACCGAACAAUAAA